This is a messenger RNA of Pelagomonas calceolata, 1253 nucleotides long. NCBI's taxonomy places the organism in Eukaryota, Pelagophyceae, Pelagomonadales, Pelagomonadaceae. The record is from the annotation of a GenBank genome assembly.
AUGACCCUCCCCCAAAACUGCGCGACGUGCGGCAAGUCCCUCGAGGACCGCCAACCGCCGACCUGCCCCCGCUGCAAGACGCUCUACUGCGGUAGCGACUGCCAGCGCGCCGACUGGAAGGCGGGUCACAAGAAAAUCUGUAAGGCCAUCGCCGAGGAGGGCGGCGCCGCGCAACGCCACGCCAAUGAGAAGGCGGCCGCGGCCGUCGCCGCGCUCUUGAAGGAGCGAGCCGCGCCCGCGAAGACGGCGUGUCGCCUCUGCAAGAAGACGACCACCGAUGAGUUCGUCGCGGUGUGGUGCGAAAAAUGUCAAACGAAGGACCGCCUCGCGCACGCCUCGUGCCUCGCGAAGUACGCCGCGCGCGUCGCGGAGGGCGUCGACGAUUUCCGCGGCUGGGAGCGGUGCAAGGGCUGCACCCAGGAGUUCACGGGCGCGGCGAAGGUCGCGGCCGCGCGACUCUGCUGGAAGGAGUACGCGAGCCGGGACGAGAGCGACCAGCUCCGGUGCUGGGCCGCGGAGGCGCUGGGGUGCGCGCUGUACGCCGACGGUCCGUAUCCGCGUCGACCCCCACACCAUCGACGCAACUCUGCGCCUCACCGGUCGACGCCAACGCAGGUCAGUACGAGGACGCGCGCGACACCUUCCUCGCCCACCUGAAGGUGAUCAAAAGCGCCGGCGUGAACUGGCAGGACACCGAGACGCCCCUCGCGAUGACCCGUGAAAAUUUGGCGAAAUGCGCGCACGCGCUCGGGCGGCUCGACGAGCUACUUGCCAUGCGACGGGAGAUGUACGCGGAGACCCAAGCGAAGCACUUCGUCACCGACCAGCGCACGAUCGACGCGGCGCUGAACCUGGCGUCGGCGUUGCUCAGCUCCGACGAGACCGAGGAGGCGCAAAAGUUCUGCCGGGAGACGCUGAGGAAGCUCAAGCGCGGCUGCCCUCCCAACGACGUUCGCGUUGUGACAUUGACGUGCGCGUUGGCACAGACGCUGUAUGAUCCCGCGGCCGAAGACCGCGACUAUCUGAUGUCAGAUGUGCAGGAGGCGGAGACGCUACUGAUGGAGGCUUUCCAGGCGUCGCGGCAGGCAUUUGGCUCGGACCAUCCCCAGACCGCGCGCGUGCGGCAGGAGCUCGACGCGGUGCGCGCGGCGCGCAAGGGCGACGCCGUCGACGGCUCGAAGCUGGAGCGGGGGCCCAUUGUCCUGGACAAGCCCAAUGACCGUGACGAGAAGACGAUAGACAGCAUAGACUAG